GCGUAUCGUAGGGCGGUACGAGGUCGUGACGACAAGAGUGACAUAUAUACGUAGGUAGUGACGACAGCACGCAUCAGUGAGCGCCGACCAGCACGGAGACAACAUGAUGAGGAACCUGGUGCUGGUGUGUGUGCUGGCGUGCGCGGCGAGUGCGGGACACGUGCGGGAGAAGCGCGGCUUCCUGCACGGACACCACGGACACCACGGGCACGGCGGCGCCGCCAAUGCUGUGCGCUACUCAGCUCCUGCUGUGAGCUACUCGGUCCCCGCUAUCAGCUCCCCUGCCCCCGCCGUCAGCUUCGCGGCGCCAGCAGUCAGCUACUCCACCCCAGCAGUUACUUACUCGUCUCUGGGUUCAAGUUACUCGGCAGCGGCAACUAGUAAUUCGGUGUCAGCUGUUGGCUACUCUGCACCCGCAGUGAGCUACUCCACUCCUGCUGCAAGUUACUCUUCUACCGUCUCAAGUUACUCAGCACCGGCCAUCAGUUACUCAGCGCCGGCCAUCAGUUACUCGGCACCCGCUGUCAGUUAUUCGGCACCCAUUGUCAGUCACUCGGCUCCAGCUAUCAGCUACUCGGCACCUUCUGUUAGCUACUCUUCUCCCUCCGUGAGAUACGCGCCCUUGGCUACGAGUUACUCGGCACCAGCUGUUAGUUCCUCUGUAUCCGCGGUUCGCUACUCAACCCCCGCUGUUACCUACUCGACGCCGUCCGUUAUAUACUCCGCUCCUGCAACAAGGUACGCACCUCUGGCUCCAAGUUACACAGCGGUUCGGUUCUCUAAACCCACUGUGAGGCACUCUUCACCAGCUGUCAGCUACUCUUCUCUUUCCAAAAGCUACAGUGCGCCUGUAGCGAGAUACGCUACCAGUUACUCUGCAUCAGCUGUGAGCCACUCUGUACCUGCUAUCAGCGUCUCGGCGCCCGCUGUCAGUUACUCUUCUCCUUCCAUAAGCUACAGUGCUCCUGUAGCGAGAUACGCCACAAGUUAUACAGUGCCAGCUGUCAGGCAUUCUGCGCCGGCUGUCAGCUACUCGUCACCUGCCGUCAGCUACUCUUCUUCCAAAAGCUACAGUGCUCCUGUAGCAAGAUACGUCACAAGUUACUCUGCACCAGCUGUAAGGCACUCUUCACUGGCUGUCAGCAACUCGGUACCCGCUGUCAGUUAUUCUUCUCCUUCCAUAAGCUACAGUGCUCCUGUAGCAAGAUAUGCUACAAGUUACACAGUGCCAGCUGUAAGGCACUCUUCACUGGCUGUCAGCAACUCGGUACCCGCUGUCAGUUAUUCUUCUCCUUCCAUAAGCUACAGUGCUCCUAUAGCAAGAUAUGCUACAAGUUACACAGUGCCAGCUGUCGGGCACUCUGCACCAGCUGUCAGCUACUCCUCUCCCUCGGUGAGAUACGCGCCGCUGACAACGAGUUACUCUGCACCCGCUGUGAGGUACUCAACACCCGCUAUCAGCUACUCUUCUCCGGCUGUUAGUUACUCGACUUCCACUGUGAGUACCUCGUCGCCCGUGAUUCGCUACUCGGCGCCGUCCGUCAGCCAGUCAGCGGCCGCGGUCAGGCACUCAGCGCCUAUCGUCAGGUACUCGAAGCCUACUGUGAGCUACUCUAGCCCGGCCGUUAGUAAUUCGGCAUCAGCUAUUAGUUCCUCGGCGCCCUCUGCGAGCUACUUGCCAGCCGUGAGCCAGUCCGUGCCUGUGAGGCACGCAGCCGCGGCGAGCUACUGGCCCAGCAGCACCGCGCCGUGGCUGGCGGUGCCGGUGCGGCGCGCGCACUCGGCCGCCGCGCAGCACGGCGCCGCGUACGCCAGCGCCUGGUGAAUGCAACACGUAUUUAUUUGGAUUUAUCGUUAUUUAGUAACUAUUUUUGUUGUUUUCUACACUAUAUUAAGCAAUGAUUACUACAUACCUAGGUUAUAAAUUGCUGAUGUUAAUAAUGAAUAAACUAUA
Messenger RNA from Helicoverpa armigera (cotton bollworm), 1954 nucleotides. RefSeq lists its product as uncharacterized. Gene Ontology annotation, biological process: positive regulation of transcription by RNA polymerase II. NCBI's taxonomy places the organism in Eukaryota, Metazoa, Arthropoda, Insecta, Lepidoptera, Noctuidae. Gene Ontology annotation, cellular component: RNA polymerase II transcription regulator complex. Gene Ontology annotation, molecular function: transcription coactivator activity. The transcript is spliced from 2 exons. The record is from RefSeq and is a predicted model, not a curated record. Bases 104 to 1825 code for a protein of 573 amino acids.